AUGCCACAAUCCUCAGUCAUAAAUGAAUACACCUUACCUGAUGUCGUUGAGAAUAAAAGCUCUCGUGCCAGCAAAAUGACAGUAAGGGAAUAUAAAAGAAUUGGUGAAGGAGCAUUCGGUACUGUUGUCGAAGCAAUGUUGAAGUAUCAUGAUCCACCAAAGGAUAAUGAUGAUAAAGCCAAUGGAAAUAAUGCUCGUAACAACCAAGAAUGGUUGGGUCCAUUUGCAAUUAAAAGAGUUCCAGCUCAAACCGAGUAUAAAUCACGAGAAUUGGAAAUUUUACGAUUCGUGAAUCAUCCAAAUAUUGUCAGUUUACGAUUCUUCUUUGAUAAAACCUCAUCUACUGACAAUAAAGUUUAUCAAAACUUGGUCAUGGAAUGCUUACCUUCAAAUUUACAAUCCGAAAUAAAAUACUACCGUCAAUCAAAAUACACCAUACCUUAUCCUCACAUGAAGGCUUAUACUUUCCAAUUGGCUAGAGCUAUGCUCUAUUUGCAUGGGUAUGGAAUUAGUCACCGAGAUAUUAAGCCUUCAAAUAUACUUGUUGAUCCAAAUACCGUUAGGUUGAAGAUUUGUGAUUUCGGAUCCGCCAAAAAAUUAGAGCCAAAUCAACCAUCAGUCAGUUAUAUAUGUUCAAGAUAUUAUAGAGCACCUGAAUUGAUUGUCGGAUGCUCUUUGUACACCACAAAGAUUGAUAUAUGGGGAUUAGGUUGUGUCAUUGCUGAGAUGUUUUUGGGUAAACCCAUCUUCCAAGGUCAAUCACCAGAAUCACAAUUGAAAGAAAUUGCAAAAUUAUUGGGUCCACCACCAAACACUUUUUUCUUUAAAAGUAACCCACAAUAUCGUGGUAACAUGUAUACCACAAAAUUAUUUAAUUGUACUAUAGAAGAAAGAUUUAAACAAAUUUUUAGUAAUUCUCCAGAUGAUGCCAUUGAUUUAUUAAUGAAAAUUUUAGUUUAUGAUCCAGAUACAAGAGCAAGUCCAAGAAGAGUGUUGGUUCAUCCAUUUUUCCGUGAAUUAAAAAGUGAAGAUUUUAAAGUGUACCCAAGAGGUUCUUCGGUCCCAAUUGAGUUGAAUUUGUUCAACUUUAGUGAUUUUGAGUUAGAUUUAUUGGGGUCAUUAAAAGAUGAGUUUAUAAAGAAAGGGUGA
Candida tropicalis MYA-3404 is the source of this 1149-nucleotide messenger RNA. Its product is annotated as serine/threonine/tyrosine protein kinase. Gene Ontology annotation, molecular function: ATP binding; protein serine/threonine/tyrosine kinase activity; protein serine/threonine kinase activity. The record is from RefSeq and is a predicted model, not a curated record. Gene Ontology annotation, biological process: signal transduction; protein phosphorylation. Bases 1 to 1149 code for a protein of 382 amino acids. The transcript has a single exon. Gene Ontology annotation, cellular component: cytoplasm. NCBI's taxonomy places the organism in Eukaryota, Fungi, Ascomycota, Pichiomycetes, Serinales, Debaryomycetaceae.